Cyclocybe aegerita is the source of this 1371-nucleotide messenger RNA. NCBI's taxonomy places the organism in Eukaryota, Fungi, Basidiomycota, Agaricomycetes, Agaricales, Hemipholiotaceae. The record is from the annotation of a GenBank genome assembly.
AUGCGGUCGAUAAAGGGACUCACAAGGGCGCUGAACGACAGCGGUCGGUUCAAGUACAAGUCUCCAGAAUCUGUGGUUGACUACUUGGUUGUGGGUGGAGGUAUUGUGGGACUUGCCAUCGCGCAACGACUAUGCCAAAAGUUCCCAUCAAAAUCGACAUAUCUUCUCGAAAGACAUGCACACGUAGGAGAAGAAAUAAGCUCGCGCAACUCCGAAGUCAUUCACUCAGGCCUUUACUAUCCUCCCGACUCGCUCAAGACGAGUUUGUGUCUACGGGGACGCAACCUGAUGUAUGAACGUUGCAGAUCAAACAAUAUCCCCUUCAAACAAACAGGAAAGCUGGUAGUCGCCAGGGAGGAUCAGUGUGCCUACAUCGAAGGGCUAUACACCAAAUCCUUGAAAUUAAGGUGGCCAGCACACUCCCCUGAAGAUGCACAAAAGGAGCUCGUCUUGCCCACGAAGCUGCUAUCAAGAGAAGAGACGAGGGAAAUGGAACCGGACUUAAGCCCGGACAUCGUGGCUUCUCUGUGGUGCCCUCAGACAGGCAUCCUCGACUCACAUUCGUUCAUGGAGAGCCUAGAAAAGGAUAUCAUGGAAUCAGAAGGCGGUGAAAUCGUGUAUGCGACCAACGUUGUCCGAAUUGACCCGUACCAGAAGUCGACGUCCUCGGUGCAAGGAGUACCCGACGUGGGUGCCGUCGACCAUGGCUGGGUAGUCCAAGCCAAUUCGGAAGGCGAAGAGCCUUAUGCGGUGCUGGCGCGGAAUCUUAUCAACUCGUCGGGUUUGUCAAGCACGUUGGUCCUCAAUGCCGUCCUUCCUCAGGAGAAGCGGAUCCCAACGUACUAUGCCCGAGGCUCUUACGCUUCUUAUCAUGGGCCAGGCGUUUCAAGCGUCAAACACCUUAUCUACCCAUGUCCACACACAGGCCCUAACGCACAUGCCUUCGAAUCUUUGGGAACUCACUUGACCCUCGAUUUGCAAGGUAAAAUCCGGUUCGGGCCUGACAUCGAAUGGAUAGACCCUCCAGCGUCGGACAUCAAAGACAACGAAGAAGAUUCAGAAAUCUGGACGAAGCUGCUGGUCCCAGAUGAAUUGAGGUUGCACGACAUGCACCAGGCGGUCAGAAAUUACUUGCCGGGAGUGACGUUCGAUAGUCUGCAGCCUGACUAUGUUGGCAUCAGGCCCAAAUUGAUACCACCAGGAAGAGGAUUCCAAGAUUUUUCCAUCAGGAGUCAUUACCCUGAUGUCGACGCGGAAAGGAAGAGGAGAGGCGCCAUGGUCAGCCUACUGGGCAUAGAGUCUCCAGGCUUAACUUCCAGUCUUGCCAUUGCGGAAAUGGUAGUUGAGGACAUGCUGAGAUUGGAGGCGUAG